This is a messenger RNA of Ipomoea nil (Japanese morning glory), 2870 nucleotides long. RefSeq names its product diacylglycerol kinase 5-like. Gene Ontology annotation, molecular function: ATP-dependent diacylglycerol kinase activity. NCBI's taxonomy places the organism in Eukaryota, Viridiplantae, Streptophyta, Magnoliopsida, Solanales, Convolvulaceae. The record is from RefSeq and is a predicted model, not a curated record. The transcript has 13 exons. The coding region runs from base 401 to 1858 and encodes 485 amino acids.
CGUUUCCUCCUUUUCUGUUAUUUAUUAUAUUUUUCUACGUCGCUAUAUCUUCGCGUUUAAUGGCACGCGGAUUUUGAUAAUUCAUUCUUCUUCAAUAAAGAGUUAACUUUUUCAAAAUUAUCCGCCUAAUAAUAUAUAUAAUAUCUCUUCUGGUAUAGAUAAACACAAUUACAAGUGCGCACUAUAUUACAUGUUUGGUAAGAGAGGAAGUUGAAGUUGAAGUUGAAGUUGAACAUCUUCAUUGUUGAAACUCUGAUUGCAUUUUAUACCAGUGCACGGAAUCUGCGUUUGGCAGCGAGGAAGUUGGGCUGAAUAUCCGCAGGCCUUUACCGAAUUGCAACUGAAAUUCUCAGCAUAUAGGGAAGAAUUUCUCGGCAGCAACAGUGCAGCUGUGAGCGGCAUGGAAGCUGAGAAGGUUUUGAUGGAUUACUACAUUCCCGAUUACAUACUUUUGCCCGGAAUAGAAGCAACGGUGGAUCAUGACUUACCUGCUUGUCCUAUCAUAGUGUUUAUCAAUUCUAGAAGUGGUGGGCAGCUUGGUGGUGAACUUCUGUUGACAUAUCGUACUCUUCUCAACCAAAAUCAGGUUUAUGACUUGCGAGAAUGGGCUCCUGACAAGGUGCUACACCAGCUUUACUCCAACUUGGAAAAGCAUAAGCAAAAUGGAGAUAGCUUGUCUUUGGAAAUUGAGAAAAGACUGAGAAUCAUUGUUGCAGGCGGGGAUGGAACAGCUGGCUGGCUUCUUGGAGUGGUUUCAGAUCUUAAACUAGCCCGCCCACCACCAAUUGCUACAGUACCUUUGGGAACAGGAAAUAAUCUCCCAUUUUCAUUUGGUUGGGGGAAAAAAAAUCCUGGUACAGACUGCAGUUCUGUGAAGGCCUUCUUGGAUCAAGUAAGGAAUGCAAAAGAGAUGAGAGUUGACAGCUGGCAUAUUCUUAUGCGAAUGAGGGCUCCUACUGAAGGUUCUUGUGACCCUAUUGCCCCUCUUGAGCUUCCACAUUCAAUGCAUGCGUUUAAGCGGGUGUCUCAAACAGAUGCUUUAAAUGAGGAUGGUUACCACACAUUUCGAGGAGGAUUCUGGAACUACUUCAGUAUGGGGAUGGAUGCACAAGUUUCUUAUGCAUUUCACAGAGAGAGAAAGCUACAUCCAGAAAAAUUCAAAAACCAAUUAGUUAAUCAGACUACCUAUGCAAAGCUUGGCUGUACUCAAGGAUGGUUUUGGGCUUCUCUUACACAUCCAUCUUCAAAAAACAUUGCACAGCUGGCUAAGGUUAAAAUUAUGAAAGCAACAGGUGAAUGGAUUGAACUCGAAAUACCUAAAAGCAUCAGGUCUAUUGUCUGCCUCAACCUCCCCAGCUUUUCUGGUGGACUCAAUCCUUGGGGAACUCCCAAUAAGAAAAAGCUCCAUGAGAGGGACUUGACUCCUCCCUAUGUUGAUGAUGGUCUGAUUGAGGUUGUUGGCUUUCGGGAUGCUUGGCAUGGCCUUGUUUUGCUUGCUCCAAAAGGGCAUGGGAGACGUCUUGCCCAAGCACACAGAGUCCGGUUUGAGUUCCACAAAGGUGCUACUGACCAUACGUUCAUGAGGAUUGACGGCGAACCAUGGAAACAGCCCCUUCCUCUAGACUCAGACACGGUUGUUGUGGAAAUUUCUCAUUUUGGGCAUGCCAACAUGCUUGCUGCUCCCAACUGCCGAUCUAGAAGUGUUCAUGCUCCACACCACACUGUAGAUGAUGAUGGUGAUGAUGAUGAUUAUGACAGUGAUGAAGAGGAUGAUUUUGAGUCGUCUGAAGAGCGGAGGAAGUUCGGUGCGGCCAACACUUUUCACUAUUCGGAUAAAUUUGAUGAUGCACAAAACUAAGCUGUCUGGGACCGCUACUGUACUAUACAACCCCACUGGCCCACUGUAUAUAGCAUGGUUUCUCAUUCUUUUUCACUCGAUCUCUUGGAUUGAUUCCUUUAUUCCUUUUGGCCGCGCAUCGGAGAAGCAAGAUAGAACUGUAACUUUAAUUUGCCACGAUAUGCGGUACGGUUAGGCUCCGUAGGUAGUUAGUAGUACCCAUGUUUAGUCUAGUCACUGAAACCUUAUGUGUAUGACUAAACACUGAAACCUUAUGUGUAUAAACUGACAUGUACUUUCAAAUUGUACUCCACACACUAAAUCUUAAUAUAAACACUUGUAUUGAUAUCCAUAUAAAAAAUAAUAAUAAUAAAAAAAAAUGAUCAGCAUCCGUCACCUCAAGUAAAAUUUAGUAAAAGUACAUAUUUCUAAAUAAAAUUCUGCAUCCCACUGUAUAUUGUAGAAAACAAUGUGCGUCCCAAAUCAAUGGGUGAAACCAGCUGUUUUAUACACACUGAUUAUUUCCUUUCCUUUCCUACUUAAAGAGGCUGCUGCCCCAUCCUGCCUCUCUCAUCAAACCAAACCUUGGAAAAGUUGUUCAUCGGAUACGACUCUAAUCAUUACUCUGAAAUUUGAUUUACAUCACUCACUCGGAAAGGAGAAGAAGAGGAAGAAUGAGUUCAGGAAGCAGAGCGUGGAUUGUGGCGGCUAGCAUGGGAGCUGUGGAGGCCUUGAAAGACCAAGGCUUCGCAAGGUGGAAUUACGCUUUGAGGAUGAUCCAACAACACGCCAAAUCCAACGCCGUCAGGUCCUACUCCCAGGCUACGAGGCUGUCUUCUCCCUCCUCCGCGUUGGUCUCCAGCAAGAUGAGGGAAGAGAAAUUGAAGAAGUCGGAGGAGUGUUUGAGAAGUGUCAUGUAUUUGAGCUGUUGGGGACCUAAUUAAUAAUUGAUCUGUGUUGGGUCCCUGUAUAGAUAUGUGUAAUUAGAGAUGAAUCAUAUGAAUUAAUAUAGUGAUUCUUCUUCAACUCAGCU